GCGUCACAUGAAGGGUGUUUCCUGCAUGCUGGACGUCCAUAAUUAAUGACCAAACACAGCAACCAAUCACUGCGACUCAUGCUAAUAAGGAGGCUCUCUAAGCCUCCAGGACAUUCCUUAUGAAUCGGCGCUUUGCACACUAACCGGAUUUCAGCGGCACACAAGUUGGAGGAAGCUACUGAUCUCGGUCAACUUAAACUUUUCCUUCCUAGAACCUCCAGUUUUUAACUAGACCUGAUCCAGGCACUGACUCUACGAGGAACAUACGGAUUUUGGUGUGCCUGGAAGAGGACUGUCUCAUUCUCUUUUUGUUAAUUACUUUUUUCCACCCAUUUUUUUCUGAGUUUGGACUGAAAUGUCUGGAGCUUCGGAUCAGACUCGGCGGUUCUGUGUGUUGUCGUGGGAUCAGGUGCAGCGAUUGGACUCGAUCCUGGGGGAGGCUGUCCCCAUCCACGGCAGAGGAAACUUCCCCACUCUGUCCGUGCAACCCCGUCAGAUCGUCCAGGUGGUGCGAGCGAGGCUUGAGGAGAGAGGAAUUUGUGUGAAGGACGUGAGGCUUAACGGCUCUGCAGCCAGCCACGUACUCCAUCAGGAAAACGGCCUGGGCUACAAGGACCUCGACCUGAUCUUCGGGGUGUCGCUAAAGGAUGACCAGGCCUUCCGCCUGGUGAAAGAUGUCGUCCUGGACUGCCUGUUGGAUUUUUUGCCGGCUGGGGUAUCUAAGGAGCGCAUCACGGCGCUGACCCUCAAGGAAGCAUAUGUGCAGAAACUUGUAAAAGUUUGCAAUGACACGGACCGCUGGAGUCUCAUCUCGCUGUCCAAUAACAUGGGCAAGAACGUGGAGCUUAAGUUUGUGGACUCUCUGAGACGGCAGUUUGAAUUCAGUGUGGACUCCUUCCAGAUUUGUCUGGACUCUCUGCUUUUGUUUGACCGGUGCUCGGAGACUCCCAUGUCUGAGAGCUUUCACCCCACUGUUAUCGGGGAGAGUGUGUACGGCGACUUCCAGGAAGCUAUGGAUCAUCUGUGUCAGAGGACCAUAGCGACACGAAGUCCCGAGGAAAUUAGGGGUGGUGGCUUGUUGAAGUACUGCCAUCUACUGGUGAGGGGCUUCACGCCCUCCUCUGAAGCGGACAUGAAGCAGAUGCAGCGCUACAUGUGCUCGCGCUUCUUCAUUGACUUCCCUGACAUAGGCGAGCAGCAGAGGAAGCUGGAGGCUUAUUUACAGAACCACUUUGCUGGCAUGGAACACAAACGCUACGAGUGCCUGAUGACUCUGCACCAUGUCGUGAAUGAGAGUACUGUGUGUCUGAUGAGCCAUGAGCGACGUCAGACGCUCAGUCUCAUCUCCAUGCUGGGGUUGAAGGUGCUCGCUGAACAGAAUGCCAUCCCAACUGUGACAAACGUCACGUGUUACUACCAGCCAGCACCUUAUGUGCAGGACAUUAACUUCAGUAAUUAUUACAUUGCACACGUGCAAGCACCGCAGAUCACGCACUGUAGUAAUUCAUAUCAAACAUGGCUGCCCUGUAGCUGAGCCCGUGUCUCCAUCAUCGCUGUGUCAGAGGAACAGGGUAUGAAACCUAGGUUUGCCAAAUGUGACUUGAUUUAAACAAUCCUGUACUGCUGUACGUCCGAUUGAGCUGACAAAUAAAAUGUCCUCACUAGUUGUUUUUUUCAGAUGCAAAAUCAUCUGUAAGAUUGCUGGUCAUUUCUAAGAUGUAGCUUUAAUAUUUUAUUUAAAUAUAAAAGAAAAUAAGAUCAUAUGUUUCAAAAAUACAUGUUUUGAUGAAAUAAACAUUGACGCUGGUGUUAUUUUCUUACAUUUCAAAAAAUAAAAAAUACAAUUACUUACUGGACCAAAGAUGUAUUUUUUUUCUGUUCUGAAAGGAAGCAAUGCUUUAAUUCCUUGUGCCUAAAAAGAACCACAAAAUGUUUGAAAAACAUUUGUAAAACGACUGUGAAAUCAGUGUUUUCUAGAUUCUCUCUUUUCUGAAACAUAAGCAUUCAUUUUUGUGACAAUAAAAAAAGAAAAACCUUG
This is a messenger RNA of Girardinichthys multiradiatus, 2038 nucleotides long. RefSeq names its product terminal nucleotidyltransferase 5ba (gene tent5ba). Bases 356 to 1534 code for a protein of 392 amino acids. The transcript has 2 exons. Gene Ontology annotation, biological process: mRNA stabilization. The record is from RefSeq and is a predicted model, not a curated record. Gene Ontology annotation, molecular function: poly(A) RNA polymerase activity; RNA binding. Lineage: Eukaryota; Metazoa; Chordata; Actinopteri; Cyprinodontiformes; Goodeidae.